UUAUAAAAUAUAAAAAAAAUAAUAUUCAAUAUGAAAGAAGAAAAUAUUUUAUAUGGGCCAUCAUUAUCUGAUGUGAAAUUUAAAAAUAUAUCAUUAGGACAAUUGAUUUUAAAUCAAUUAAGUAUUCGUGAUUCUUGGAUAGCACAAAUAGAUGCUUAUACAGGAAAAACACAAACAUUUAAAGAAAUUUUAGAAAUUAGUCAAAAAUUAGCAAUUGCUCUUAGUAAAGAAGGAUUAAGAAAAGAUGAUCGAAUAGCUAUAUGUAGUGAAAACAAUCUAGAAUUUUGUCUAAUAGUUUGUGCUGCAUUUUAUUUAGGUGUUACUGUUUGCCCAUUGAAUCCACUUUAUACAGAAAGAGAAUUAAAACAUGCAUUAAAUAUAUCCAAACCAAAAUACAUUUUUAUAUCGAUAUUUGGAGCAAAAAAUAUAUAUAAAAUUAUACCUCAAUUAUUCUGGUUGCCAAAACUUAUAAUAUUAACAGAAUCUACAAAUAAUAAAUUACCAAGUAUUAACAGUCUAACAUCAAACAUAAUCAUUGAUAAUAACUUUCAUGCCUGUUCAGUAAAUGUUAAUGAUCAUGUGGCAGUUAUUUCAUGUUCCAGUGGCACUACAGGAUUGCCAAAAGGAGUAAUGUUAACAGAUAAAAAUUUUUUGUCUGUAAUAAAAAAUCUUGCAGCUGUAUCACCUAAUAUUUUAAAUACCAAUAUAACAAGUUUAGCCUUAUUGCCCUUUUUCCAUGUAUAUUCCUUUUCUGUAAUGUUAGUAGGACUUAUUUUUGGAAAUAAAAGUAUUAUUCUUCCACGUUUUGAAGAAAAAAUGUUCUUACAUGCCAUAGAAAAGUACAAAAUUGAGCACAUAACUGUUGUACCACCACUUAUGGUAUUUUUAGCAAAACAUCCAAUUGUAGAUAAAUACAAUUUAUCUAGCAUUAAAGAGAUUUGGUGUGGUGCAGCACCUCUAUCCGAGGAAAUUGCAAAAAUGGUUGCAAAAAGAUUAAAUGUACCAACAAUAAAGCAAGGAUAUGGACUAACAGAAACUACAUUGGCUGUUAUGAACUCACCUGAUAAUAAUACAGAAUAUAAAAGUGUAGGAACGUUGGUACCAGGAAUAGCAGCAAAAGUAAUACCAAUCAAUGGAGAUAAAUCAAGUAAACCUCUAGGACCACAUAAUAUCGGUGAAUUAUGCUUUAAAGGAGAUUUAAUAAUGAAAGGAUAUUGUGAUAAUGAACAGGCUACAGCAAUAACAAUUGAUAAAGAUGGCUGGUUACAUUCAGGAGAUGUAGGAUAUUAUGAUGAACAGGGUUAUUUCUAUAUAGUAGAUCGUUUGAAAGAACUCAUUAAAUACAAGGGAUUUCAAGUUCCACCUGCUGAAUUAGAAGCAAUAUUAUUAACAUGUCCUGAAAUUAAAGAUGCAGCAGUUAUUGGACUACCACAUGAAGAAGCAGGAGAACUACCCACUGCUUUUAUUGUUAAACAAAAAGGAUCUAAUAUAACGGCGGAAGAUAUUAUUAAAUUCGUAAAUGAACGGGUAUCGAGUCAUAAACGACUUCGAGGCGGCAUAAAAUUCAUUGAAAAUAUUCCAAGAACUGCAUCGGGAAAAAUUUUGCGUCGAGUAUUACGUGAUACACUCAAAUCAAAAUUAUAAAAUAUCAGCAAAAAAAUAUGAAGUAUCAUCAAUUUAAAUA
Molecule: messenger RNA, 1684 nt
Organism: Apis mellifera (honey bee)
Lineage: Eukaryota; Metazoa; Arthropoda; Insecta; Hymenoptera; Apidae
Product: luciferin 4-monooxygenase
Exons: 5
Coding region: 31-1644 (537 amino acids)
Biological process (GO): fatty-acyl-CoA biosynthetic process; long-chain fatty acid metabolic process
Molecular function (GO): long-chain fatty acid-CoA ligase activity
Source: RefSeq, a predicted model, not a curated record